GUCCCUUCGUGCGAAAGAUCAACCCCACACCGGCGCACCGCCUCGGUAUUAGAGUCGCAUGUCCCUUCUUCCUCCGCCGCCGUGCCAGCUAGCUAGGGUUACGGCCACCGGCGCUCCGUGAGGGGCAGGGGUGGUGGAGGCGGCGACGCACGCGCAUGGCCGGAGGCGACGCGUCAUCGGGGGCUGCGCCGGGGCCGGAGACGGCGAGGGAGGCGGAGGUGGACGCGGGGGGCUUCGAGUUCGCCUUCGACAACGAGGCCUUCUCCGACAGGGUCCUGCGGAUAGAGGUCGUCGGCGCUGGCCGGAAGCGCCGCCGUGAAGGUGAUGAUGGAGAAGGUAGUACACCAGUUUUACGAGUCAAGACCAUACAUAUCAGUUCGGUGAUUCUCGCCGCAAAAAGUUCUUUCUUUUUCAAGCUUUUCUCAAAUGGCAUGAAAGAAUCUGGUCAGAGACAGUCAACAGUUAGAAUUGCUGAUUCAGAGGAAAAUGCCUUUAUGGAGCUUUUAUGGUUUAUGUACAAUGGAAGGUUGACACCAACAACUGACUCCACUCUUCUGGUUGAUAUCUUGAUGGCUGCUGACAAAUUUGAUGUCGUUUCAUGCACCAAGCUUUGCGGUCAGCGGCUCAUAGGCCUGCCUAUGACCCUAGAAUCCGCACUGAGGUGCCUAGAUCUCCCAUGUUCCAUUUCAAUGGCAGCUGACCUGUCAGAGGCAGCCAAGAAAUUCCUUGCUAAAAGAUAUGAAAAAUUCCUGUCAACAAAGUUCCAAGAUGAACUGAUGAGAAUUCCUCUCUCUGGGAUUGUGGCCAUCUUAUCAAGGAAUCUCCCCGGGGUUGCAUCCGAAAAAUCCGUUUAUGACUUUGUGCUCAGGUGGGCCGACUUGCAGUACCCAAAUUCAGAAGAAAGACGCAAGAUUUUAAGUUCAAGUUUACUUCCAAUGGUGCCACUAGCGCGUAGCAUGACCAAUGUGAUCCUAAUUGAUCAGCCGUCUUGUAUAAUUAACUUUAGUCUAAAGCGUGAGCACUGCUCUGGGAGCUUCUCAUCAGGAUCGAUGCGCUCGCCACCAUUCUAUUGUGCGGGGCAUGGUUUCUUUCUCUCAGCACACCGUAGAAUGGGGCCGUCCAACUCUUUUGUCCUCAUAAUACAGAAGCUAGAAGACAAGGGCCUAGUAAGGGGGACAUUAGAUUAUGAGAUUGAUGUAAAAACAACACCGUCGCUGGAGUUUACCACCUUGUGGAGGCGCACCACCACCACCGGUUGUAGGCAAGGUUUUGGAUGCAGGCUUCCUUGGCCGGAGGUCAUUCCUGACGAUAGCCCCUUCUUUGUCGAUGACAAACUCCAUAUUCGAGUUCAUGUGAAGAUAACGCUGCAGCCGUAGUGAUGCAUGCAUUAGCCACUAGCGUGAUGUGCUUCAUUCAUGUCCACUUUUGUUUAUGUGAGCGAGGAGAAGCCCCUGUUCUUUUAACAUAUGAACUCGGUGAACAAUGCUCUGCUCUCUUUUGGUGACUGGUAAUGUUGCAAUGUAGCUUCUGAACAUCUAGAGUUUGAUGCUCGAGGUUUCAUUGUGCCACGGACUCUUACCAGACGCAAAACUGUCAAGUUUGCGUGUGAGUUUUG
Messenger RNA from Triticum aestivum (bread wheat), 1615 nucleotides. Its product is annotated as BTB/POZ domain-containing protein POB1-like. Gene Ontology annotation, molecular function: protein binding. Gene Ontology annotation, biological process: response to red light. The transcript is spliced from 5 exons. Lineage: Eukaryota; Viridiplantae; Streptophyta; Magnoliopsida; Poales; Poaceae. Gene Ontology annotation, cellular component: nucleus. The coding region runs from base 156 to 1376 and encodes 406 amino acids. The record is from RefSeq and is a predicted model, not a curated record.